Molecule: messenger RNA, 756 nt
Organism: Gavialis gangeticus (Gharial)
Lineage: Eukaryota; Metazoa; Chordata; Crocodylia; Gavialidae
Product: calmodulin, striated muscle-like
Exons: 1
Coding region: 83-532 (149 amino acids)
Molecular function (GO): calcium ion binding; enzyme regulator activity
Source: RefSeq, a predicted model, not a curated record
GAAGGCGAGUGUGCAUUGCGGCUGAGAGCGGGGAAGCCGGGGAGCACAGAGAUCACUGCUGGGGCGCUGCAGAAGAGCCGGCAUGGGUGACCAGCUGACAGAGGAGCAAAUUGCAGAGUUCAAAGAGGCCUUCUCCCUCUUUGACAAGGACGGGGAUGGGUCGAUCACCACCAAAGAGCUGGGCACCGUCAUGCGCUCGCUGGGGCAGAACCCCACGGAGGCCGAGCUGCAAAACAUGAUCGGCGAGGUGGAUGCCGACGGCAGCGGCACCAUCGACUUCCCCGAGUUCCUGUCCUUGAUGGCGAGGAAAAUCAGGGGCGCGGACAGCGAGGAGGAUAUCAGGGAGGCCUUCCGGGUGUUCGACAAGGAUGGGAACGGCUACAUCAGCGCGGCAGAGCUCCGACACGUCAUGACGAACCUGGGGGAGAAGCUGUCGGACGAGGAGGUGGAGGAGAUGAUCAGGGAAGCUGACUGCAACAGCGACGGGCAAGUGAACUACGAGGAGUUUGUGCGCAUGAUGAUGGGGAAGUGAGGCCAGGGGCGCGUGCACACGUCCCCUCCUCUCCCCUGUCAGCCUUCCUCCCACCACCGCUGCUGGACGGUGCAUAUCAAGGACUUGGGUUGGUUUCCGCUCUCCUACUGGCAUCUUCCUCUUGCUUUUCUUGUCCUGAUGUUUUAUUCUAAAGGCUGGUUAGGACUUGUCCUGCUCAUUAGCUAAACCCCAGGACUCAUGCAAAACUAGGUCACACCCAGGAC